Medicago truncatula (barrel medic) is the source of this 2040-nucleotide messenger RNA. Its product is annotated as protein AUXIN RESPONSE 4. The transcript is spliced from 2 exons. The record is from RefSeq and is a predicted model, not a curated record. NCBI's taxonomy places the organism in Eukaryota, Viridiplantae, Streptophyta, Magnoliopsida, Fabales, Fabaceae. Bases 174 to 1658 code for a protein of 494 amino acids.
UUAAAGUAGAAAGAAAGAGACUGCACUUGACACUGUCCCCCAUGCCAUGCCAUGCCAUGAUGCUGUUCCCUUCUUUCUAAUUCUUUGAUCCAGAUUCCAUAGCUUUGAAAUGAAACAGAAACUGCUUUGAAAAACUUCCUAAUCUCAGAGGUUUUUAAUCACACUCUCAUCUCAUGGCGAUCAUAACAGAAGAACAAGAAUCAGAUCAACAACAACAACAACAAAAGCAAAAACAAAAACAAAAACAACAACACUCCAACAAAACCAAAUCCAAAACCCAAAAACCAUCAACAACACAACCUCAACAAACCAACCCAUUAUCUUUCUGGUUCUACUUCACUCUUUCAAUCUCUCUUGUAACCCUCUUCUUCCUCUUCACUUCUUCACCCCUUUCUUCUUCCUCACCACAACAAUGGUUCCUCACUUUACCCACCACUCUCCGUCAACACUACUCCAAUGGCCGCACCAUCAAAGUCCAAAUUCACCCCAACCAACAACCCAUCCACCUCUUCACCUUCCAACUCGACCCCACCAUUCCCAACCCUUCAGAAACUGUUCUCAUUCUUCAUGGUCAAGCUCUCAGUUCAUAUUCUUAUCGCAAUCUCAUUCAAUCUCUUAGCACACAAGGUGUUCGUGUUAUUGCCAUCGACCUUCCUGGAAGCGGAUUUUCAGAUAAAUCAGUAGAAGUUUCAGUUGAGGGAUUGGAUGGGAUUUUUGGGAGGUUUAGUUAUGUUUAUAGUGAGAUUAAAGAAAAGGGUUUUUUUUGGGCUUUUGAUCAAAUUGUUGAAACUGGUCAAAUCCCUUAUGAGGAAGUUCUAGCUAGAAUGUCAAAGAGGAAAGUGAAUAAACCUAUUGAUUUAGGUCCUGAAGAGAUUGGAAAAGUUUUGGGAGAGGUUAUUGGUACAUUAGGAUUAGCUCCUGUUCAUUUGGUUUUGCAUGAUUCAGCUUUAGGGUUUACUGCAAAUUGGGUUUCUGAGAAUUCAGAUUUGGUUUCAAGUUUGACACUUGUUGAUACGCCUGUGCCGCCUUCAAAUUUGGGUGCUUUUCCUAUUUGGGUUUUGGAUGUUCCUUUGAUUAGAGAGGUGGUUUUAGGGUUUCCUUAUGUUUUUGCAAAGGUGGUGAAUUUUUACUGUUCUAAGAGAAUUGGUGGUUUGGAUGCUGAUGCACAUAGGGUGCUGUUGAAGUCUGGGGAUGGAAGGAAAGCGGUUGUGGCUAUUGGCAAGAAUUUGAAUUCUAGCUUUGAUUUAACUGAAUGGGGUUGUUCUGAUCGAUUGAAAGAUAUGCCAAUGCAACUGAUCUGGUCUAGUGAUUGGUCUGAAGAAUGGAGCAGUGAAGGGAAUCGGGUUGCUGGUGCUCUUCCUCGUGCGAAGUUUGUUACUCAUUCUGGAGGCCGGUGGGCUCAGGAGGAUGUCGCAGUUGAGAUAGCUGAAAAAAUUUCUCAGUUUGUCUCGUCGUUACCAAAAACUGUCAGAAAAGUUGAGCAAGAGCCCCCUAUCCCAGACCACGUACAGAAGAUGUUUGAUGAAGCAAAAAGUGAUGAUGGUCAUGAUCAUCAUCAAGGUCACAGUCACGGACAUGAUCGCCUUGGUGAAGCUCACAUCCAUGAAGCUGGUUAUAUGGAUGCAUAUGGGAUCGGUCAUGAACCAAAUGAUUGGUGAAAGUGGUCACUUAAUAUUACUGGCUAAUAAUCACGCUAGUAGACAUCACUCUCAACUAAAGGCAAUAUGUUGUAUUGUACCCAAAAAAAAAAAAAAAAAAACAACAUGUUGUAUGUUAUUUAUUUUAUCUGUUUUACUUUUUUCAAAAUCUUUGAAGGGUGAUGAGAAGAUUAUGACUUUGUAACAAUUAUAUGCAUAGGGAGACUCUUGCUCCAACCGAAAAGCUGGUUUUUGUGUUUGGAUUUAGGAACAGUUUUUUUAAGGGGAUUAGCGAGAUGAAAUGUACCUGAAAUAUCUUAAUUAUUUAGAUGAGUAAUGUUUGAUGUACUAAUUAAAACUCAUGUCAAAAAUAGGAGAAUAUAUUUAUACUGUGAUUGUCUAA